Messenger RNA from Cavenderia fasciculata, 5871 nucleotides. RefSeq names its product armadillo-like helical domain-containing protein. The record is from RefSeq and is a predicted model, not a curated record. Lineage: Eukaryota; Evosea; Eumycetozoa; Acytosteliales; Cavenderiaceae. The coding region runs from base 1 to 5871 and encodes 1956 amino acids. Gene Ontology annotation, biological process: regulation of ARF protein signal transduction. Gene Ontology annotation, molecular function: guanyl-nucleotide exchange factor activity. The transcript is spliced from 6 exons.
AUGUCUACGCCAUCACCACCACCACAACCUUCUAUUGCUACUACUGCUCCUUCUCAACAACAACAACCUCCAGCAACUAAUAUCAAUGGAGGGUUGAUGUCGACUAAUCCGCCAGCACCACAACAACAACCAGUUGGUACAUCAGCAACAACAGCAGCAAAUGUAGUACAAUCUAUACCUUUAUUAGUUACACCACAGAGUAGUGUUGUUGGAACAUCAACUCCUCCACCUCCAACCCAACAACAACAACAACAAAAGGAAUCAUUAAAUAUUAGCAUGGAAAAGAAUAUAACUCCACCAUCAACACCAGAAUCAACAUCACAUCUUUUAAACAAACAUUUAAACAAGAUUCUAUCGGAUUGCUCAAAGAAACAACAAAACAUUAAAGAAGAGAUCAAGAAUAUCUAUGAAUUGUUAAAAGCCAAUCCAACUUUACUUUCUGGUCGAUCUACAAUCGAUGAAUCAUCAGUGGUAAAGAGUACAACAUGGAUACAAAUAGUUAGUCAUCUAUCAACUAUCUUUAGAUUAUCAUUUGAAUCAAAAAAUAACAAAUUGAUUCAAUCUUCUGUUGAAUUGGUAGAGAAAUUAAUAUCAUCAAAUUAUAUAAUAUCAUCAAUGUAUGAUAUAAAUGAUCAAGCCAAGAAACCAUUGAUUGAUAAAUUUAUUGAACCAACACUUGUACAUUGUGUCGAUGUAACCGAUGACAUGACAUUGGUACAAAUCAUUAAAUUGGUGCAUACUGCAGCCACCAAAUUUCACAAGUAUACAUUGAUACUGUCGUUCAAGACUAUAUUCUAUAUCUAUGUGCACAGUAAACCACAAUCCAACCUAUCGAAUGCAUCAAAGACUUCCAUCACUCAAAUCUUGCGUGGACUAUGUCGUCAUUUUAAGAUUAGUCAACCAAUACCUCAUCCAAAUCAUCAUCAUCACAACAACAACAACAACAACAACAGCCAAUCUAAACCAUCCAGUCAUGCCACUACACCAAUUGGGGCACAAACACCAACCACAACUGGAUUAACAGAUCACCAUGGUAGUACCGCGACGGCUCAUCAUCAUCAUCAUCCAAUUAAUCAUGCAAUUAAUAAUGUUAUUUCAUUACCAACUGAAUUACAAUCACCAAUUAUCAAUUCCCCCAAUUUCCAAUCACCUCCACCACCAACUCCAACAAACAAACAAGUUUUAUCAGAUGAUACAACUUCUUCUGUUGUUUCAAAUAUUAUUGAUGAAAUGAUUGAUAAAGUUGUUAUUAGUAACAAAGAAAAUGAUGAUCAACAACAAUCUACUACUGCUGCUACUACAACAGUCUCAAUUCAACAAGACAAUAAUAAUAAUAAUAAUAAUAAUACUUCUUCAACCACAACUACUGCUACAACUACUACCAAUAUUGUAGUAGAAAAUCAAUCAAAAGUUAUUCAUCCAGAAUUUUCAACCAUCACAGAUGAUACAACAGUUGUUGAUGAAAAUGAAGUAUUAUUAAGAGAUGCAGUUUUGGUAUUUAGAUUAUUAUGUGAAUUAUCUUUAAAGGAAAUCGUAGAUUAUGAUUCACCAGAAAUUAGAAUUAGAAUAUUUUCAUUGGAAUUGAUUAGUUUAAUUUUUGAAGAAUUUGGUAGAUAUUUGAAAUUACAUUCAGAUCUUGUCAAUUAUGAAAUCAAAGAGGGAUUAUUCCCAUCGAUUAUGGCAUCGGGAGUUUCACAUAGCAAUACCAUUUUCAAGUUGUCAUUGACAUUGUUCCUUUACCUUUUGACUCAUUUUAGAGAUUUCCUAAAGGAUCAAAUAGGUCAAUAUUUCUCUAGUAUCAUUCUACGUGUACUCGAGAGUACAACUAGUUCAAUUCAACAUCGUUGGAUGGUUUUACAAGUACUUUCACAUGUUUGUGAAAAUAGUCAAAUCCUAGUUGAUCUAUAUUGUAAUUAUGAUUGUAGUUUAAAUCAUAAAGAUAUUUUCCAAAGAAUGGUCGAAGAUUUAUCAAAAAUUGCACAAACAGUGAUUCAAGAUAACAAAUUACAUGAAUUAAAAGUUAAAUAUUAUUCAUUGGAAUGUUUGGUGAUUCUAUUGAAAUCAUUGGCAGAAGGAUUAAAUUCAAAGAGAGAUGGAUUAACACAACGAUUGGCAUUGUUACCAAGUGAGAAUCAAUUUACUAAACUUAAAGAACGUAAAUUAAAGAUUGAAGAAGGUAAAGCAAAAUUCAAGGCAUCACCUAAAAAGGGUAUUGAAUUCUUUAUCAAUCUGGGUGUCGUUGAAAAGGAGCCAGAGACAAUGGCCAAGUUCUUGCGUGAUACUGGUGGAUUGGACAAACAGAGAAUCGGAGAGUAUAUUGGUGAACCCGAUGAAUUCAACAUUGCACUGUUGAUUGCAUACAUUGACACUUUCAACUUUACAGGAUACUCUAUCGAUCUUGCGUUGCGUCACUUUACAUCGUUCUUUAGAUUGCCAGGCGAGGCACAAAAGAUUGAUCGUAUUAUGGAAAACUUUGCAAAGAAAUAUUUCAACGAUAAUUGUAGUUAUCCAAACUUUGAGUUUGGUAAUUCCGACUCUGCCUAUGUCUUGUCGUUUGCCAUUGUCAUGUUGGCAACUGAUUUGCAUAGUAGUGCCAUCAAGGCACACAUGACCAAACCAGAGUGGCUAAAGAUGAAUGCAGGUAUCAAUGACAAGAAGAAUUUCGACGAGUCAAUGUUACUCGGUAUUUAUGACCGUAUCAACGCCGAGCCACUCAAGUUGAUGGAUGACGGUGACGCACCCACGAGUCAGCAGGGUGCUUUGGCAGCCGGUGGCAAGAUCCCAACCUCUGUCACAUUCACUUUGGGUGACCCUAACAAGGCUAUCAUCGACUUGCGCGAAAAGUAUCAUGCCGGUAAUCUAUUGGAGCAUAUUGGUGCCAUGUUAAAGUCGGUCUGGCACCCUAUCCUUGUCUCGCUCAGUCUCGUAUUUGAAAACACCGAGGAGAUAAAGACCACCCAGAACUGUUUGGACGGUUUCAAGGCCGCUAUUGACUUGACCGCACUGCUCGGACAAGCAUUGGGAAUGGAAGCGUUUAUAUCGGCGUUGGCCAUGUUUACAAUCUCGGAAAAGAUAAAGGAACUCAAGCCAAAGAAUAUGGAAGCGUUUGUCAGACUGAUCAGCGUUGGAAAGUCAAACGGCAACUACUUGCACAAGGGCUGGCAACCAUUGCUCAAGGCCAUUUCCAUGCUCGAAAGAUUCCGCAUGAACUUUUUGGGUGUCAAUAAUCCAAACGGGUCAGACUCUGGCUAUAAGCGAACUAUCUCGACAAGCGACUUUUUCAAACAAGCUAUGGUGGGAGGAUCGCGUACACCAACCGGUCCGAUUAUCGCAGAGGGUAUGUCGAUUGACUCUGUUGGCAAGGAGAUUGAAGUUGCCAACCACCUCUACAUGUCGACUGCAACGGCACUCAACGACGAAGCAAUCGUCGCCUUUAUCGAGUCACUCAUCAAUGUUGCACACGAAGAGAUUCGUAUGCCAACACCAUCGACAUUUAGUUUGAUGAAGCUGGUUGAAGUGGCCAUCUACAACACUAGUCGUAUCAAAUUGAUCUGGCAACCAUUGUCUGACUUUUUCAUCAAGAUUGGAACACUCCAACCACACGUGGACAAUACCUAUGUCGCAUCACUGGUCAUUGACUCGCUCAAACAACUCGCUCAAAAGUUUAUCGACCUCGAAGAACAAAACAAAGACCAAUCUCAAAGAGAUUUCCUUCGUCCUUUUGAAAUGAUCUUUGCCGCCAAUGCCCAACACGAAGUACGUGAGCUCAUCUUAAAGUGUAUCUUUCAACUGACCAAUGGCGGUAGAAAUUCGGUGAUCAAGAGUGGAUGGCGUCCUAUCUUUACCAUCUUUACGGUGGCUAGUCGCGCCGACCAUAAUAUUGCCAGUCAAGCAUUUGACUUUGUCGAAGAGUUGAUCAAAGAUUUCUCAUACAUUACAGAAACCUUUUUCAUAGACUAUGUCAAUUGUCUGAGCAGUUAUGCCAAUAGUCGCCACUGCGAUCUCUCGUUAAAGGCCAUCGACUCACUCAACAACUGCGGUGUACAACUGGCCAAUGGACGUGUCUGUCAGUUGGAUGCCCGUGAGGAGGGUGCUGGCGGCAGCGAGACCACCCUAUUCACAGACUCUGAACAACACAUAUCGCUCUGGUUCCCUCUCCUGACUGGGUUGGCACGAGUCAUCUCUCAUGAAGCACUCGAACCACGUACCUAUGCCCUCGACACUUUAUUCCGUGUUCUUGCAUUGUUUGGCUCGACCUUUUCAACCAAACUUUGGGAACUUAUUUUUAGAGGUGUCUUGCUCCCCAUUUUCGAUAACGUCGGUUAUUCCAAGGGACAAACCGAAACCAUUCUCGAGGAUACCCGUUGGUUGAUCCAAACUGGCGACAGUGCAUUCAAGAGUCUCACUGAAAUGUUUAUCAACUUUAUCGAUAUCAUUUGUUUCCUACUCGACGAUAUGAUGGAUCUCUUUGUCAGUUGCAUUCUCCAAAACAAUGAAAUACUUGCCAAGACUGCCGGUACCUUCCUCAUUCAAUUGGUUACUUCAAAGGGUAACAAAUUCACCGAUGCCCAAUGGAGUAAUGUUUGUUCUCAAUUCCUUAAAAUCUUUCAAACCAAUACUCCAUUUGAAAUUCAUGAUUUCAAUCAAGUAGCUGGAGGAAAGGAGAUUCAACAACAACAACAACAAUUAAAUUCAAUUCAAGAGAAUGAUCUACCAUUACCAGUUUUAUCAUCAUCCACUUCUUCUUUGGGUUCACCAAUUAAAAAUAUUAAACAACCAUUAUCAGCUCCAAUAUCUCCACUUUUUUCAAGUACCAAUCCAAAUAACAAUCAAAUUAAUAAUAAUUCUAAUAAUAACAAUAAUAAUAAUAAUAAUUUAUCGGCAUCUUUACCAGUAACUCCAUUAUCACUAACACCUCCACGUCGUAAUUUCUCUGAAGAAAAUAUGAAUAUUAACGAUAAUACUCAACAAAAUGAACAAAUUAAUAAUAAUUUAAUGGAACAAUUAAAACAACAUCAAAAUAAUUUGGAUCAAAAUAGUAAUAGUAAUAAUAAUAGUAAUAAUAAUAAUAAUGAACAACAACCACCAGCACCAGUAUCGGUAACAGUCGUACAACAACAACAACAACCAACGAUUCCAUCUGUACAUUCACAUAACCGAUCAUUUUCAGCUUUACCAAAUUUACAAAGUGUAUUGAAAAAGAAUCAUCAUUCGAGAACUUCAAGUGCAAGUGCAUCAAUAGGAGGAAAUGGAAACAACAACAGCCACAAUUCGAGCAAUAUGACAACUGAACAACAAUUAAAGAGUAUCCAAUCAAAAUGCUCUGUUCAAUUACAAAUGGUUCAAGCAAUCAAUGAUGUUGUAUUUUCGCAUUAUGAAUUCCUAAACACAUCUCAACUUUUGUGUUUGGGUGAUUGUCUCGAAAUCUCUUAUCACUAUUGCACAGGUGUUUACAGUGACGAUAAAUUAUCGGCAACCAUCUCCAAAAUUGGAACAGUCCUCAAGAUUCUUCAACAAAAUACUAUUACUGGUUAUUUAAAUCUUUUAAUCGUUCUUUACAAUGAAAAUUGUAUUGAUGUUUUAUCAAGAACUGUUCAUUCUGAAUAUAGAUUAAUUAGUUUAUUUAAAGAAUUGAUUGAAAAUUAUUUAAGAUAUCCAAAUGAAAGUGUAGUACAAACAGAAACCAUUUUAAAGAUAUUGCAUGGCAUUAUUACAUUUAAUGAUGAAAAGUUUAUUAGAAAUAUGAGCCUCUUUUACGAUCUAUUAAUUCAAUUGUUGAUGAACGAUAGUAAAGAUGUAAGAUCCUCUCUAAGAGAUAUCUUGAUUAGAGUUGGAAAAUUAAAUUGUAAUCAUCAACAUUUAACAACAUAA